Pelobates cultripes (western spadefoot toad) is the source of this 16695-nucleotide messenger RNA. The record is from the annotation of a GenBank genome assembly. Lineage: Eukaryota; Metazoa; Chordata; Amphibia; Anura; Pelobatidae.
GUGACACAGGAAAGGGAAUGUCUUGCCAUCAUAUUUACACAUAGCAGUGAACCAAUGAGGAGACAUGUUUCUCCUACGCCCUCUCCAAGACCUUGCUUUGACAAAAUUAACUUCCGUUGAACCUGUGCUUUUUUUCACUGUGGUUGUCCUCCAAGUCUUCGGUUGACAGCAGUUGAAACGAUGGCGGCGGCUGUUGGAUUUAGGGCUUCCUAUCACCGGGCUUUGAACCGGGUAGAGCUGAUGUUACCGCCCAAGCUGAGACCGUUCUACAAUCACCCGGCAGGUAUAAAACAUGAUGUGAGAUUGUUUCAAUUGAGUGUCUGUGUCUACUGUAUGUUUGCCCUUUAAUUCAAGAUUUCGAUUUUACCUUUUGCACACACGAUGGAACUUUUUUAGAACUAAACAGGUGCUAUUUUUGGGACUAGCAUCCUAAAUAUGGAACGUUAUCCAACUGGACUUCCUCAUUAGUUCUUUUCCCCCUGGCAACUAUUACCCCUAUUUUUCCUUUUAAAUAUACUUCCUUCAUAAACCAUUUUCUUCACUCAGAUUAGUUAGUGAUGGCAAAUGCACUAUUAUGACCUAUUCUUUUUUUUUUUUUCCUUUGGAGAGAAGGCUUGGUUGAAGGUCAUUUUAUGUUAAGUUGAUAUUAUGUACGUAUAAUAUUUUAAAAUGAACCCUCUUAGCCAUAUAACACAACAUAUUUCUAGCUUUUCCCAAAGAAUAAUCUGAAACAUAAAUUUAGGCUACUUACUCAUUCUAAAUGGCACUAAUGCAGCAUGCAGAUUUAUUGAAAUCCUAUUUUGCUAGACACAAAAGAGUGAACUGUGUUUUAUUGGAAAAUCAUACCAUAGAGUGGUUUUGGAGACACGAUAAUAAUCGAACUGACCAAAGGUGUAUUGCUUUAUAAAUGUUACCAUGACCCUGUGUUUAUUUUUUCCUAAUACAUGCCUUUACUGUCAAGAAUAUAUAUUUUUUACAUUAUUUGAUAUUUUUAAGUUAAGGUGUUUGGUUUGAGGAUAUCUUAGGGGGUUAAGGGGGUAGUGUAAGUGUUAUGAUAGCAUAUUUUGAAAUUUGAUUUAUGUAUCGCUUUACUUCUUCCCAUACACGUAUUGUUGUAAUAUAUGCUUAGUAUGCUGCUAUGCAGUCAUCUGUGAAUUGUUUAUACAUGUGGAUUAAUUGCAUAAUACAUUAUGAUUUACUAUAAGCAUGGUAUCACUACAGCUCACUAGUGGUUAUGAUACCUGGAGUUAUCCUGGAGGUUUAUAAACAUUGCAGUUUUAUUGAAAAAAAAAAAAAAUACUGCAUUGGUUUACAUUGUUGGGUUAAACCUACAGAUCCGGAAACCUAGAUCACUUCUUUAGGAUGAGGUAGUCUGGAUGAUUUUAGUGAUCUUUUAACUGAAUCAAUAUGUGGGCAGUUUUAUUGGCACAUUAGUCUAUCUGCUGCACGGAAAUUAUGCAUUGAUAUCAAACACCACACUUGUGUGGGAAAAGUUUUGUAAUCUAUAAAAGUAAUCCAUAAAAGACAAUGUUACUGAAUUUUAUACAAUUACACAUAAUUCAAUAAUUGUAAUGAAUGUGUAUCCCCAAUACACAAUCACUAUUAUGAUUUAAUUAUAUAUAAUUAUACAAAAUUCAGUAACAUUGGCUUUUAGUGAUUACUUUUAUAUAUUAAAAACUUUUUUUCGUAAUUAAAAAAAAUAAAAAAAAUUUUGACAAGUGAGGCAGUCCCCCUGCAGCCCAGUCAUAUGAUCGCAGGACUUAGAUCAGUUGGAUUGGCUGCAGGGGGCCUGGGUUGUCAGACAAGUCCCCUGAUUGUGAUGGACAGCUAAGGUAAGUAUAAGGUAAGGGAGGGACUGAUCAUUGGGGCGUGCUACGCCAUCUUAAUGUAGUAAAAGCCCUCCUUUUGUAGGACGGCAUAGCAUGCCCUCACGUUGGGAUGUGUUUAAGAAGGGAUUUCAAGACAAGGGAAAUGAGGGAAAAUAGCCUUCAUUCCUGAUAGCACUGUGGACCCAUAAUGUAAGCUUAGCUGCCCAGUACCCACCAUCUUCUUUAAAAUGUUCUGUGAAGAAAUGCCCCUCUUGUGCUGUAAAUUACCAAUUUGUAUUCUUUUGUUUGAUAGUAAUGUUCCCUAUGGCAUUCGGUAGGUAAAACUACCGAAUCAAGACCACCAUGUUGCCCAUUAUACAGACUUUACCUUCCCUGCUGGCUGGAUUACGUUCGACAGAAGUUCUGCACGAAUGGCAUGUCUCGCCGCCAUUUCGGGACUUCCACGUGUUCGCGGCCAUUUUAGCUCCCGAACAGCGGUGUUUGCCGUCGAGUGUCUGGAACUGAAAACGGACACUCAAAUAGGCGAACAUCGCUGAAUCCUCCAGACCUUCGGUAAACCCGGCGUUCGGUAGAAAGACUUACUAACAGAUGGGGAAUCAAGCGAACCAAGGAUGGUAGCUGGAUGGCCGGCCGUUCGGGAGGUUUUUCAUGCGACCUAAGACCGACUGCAGGGCCAGAAUUCAUGGAACUGUUUUCGGCUACUUUGCCCGUGCAGUCGGUCAAAACUUCUAAGUCCCAUAUCUCCCGAACGGAUGAACCGAAUGGACUGAGUUUUUUUUAUAUGUUGGUCCCCCAGAGAAGUCCUUGGGGUACAUCCAAACUUUGGGGAAAUUCUGUUACGUUUUAAUUGUGUUUAAUGGUUAUCUGAGGGGAGGAGAUGUACAGUAUGUAUAUUGUUAGGAUUGGAUGUACAGUUAAUUAUAUGGGAGGCUCCCUUGAAUGGGCAGAAUCCCAUAAAAAGAGCAUGCCUGUCAAUAAAUCCUUAGUUCAUCUUUUGUACCUUUCUUCUGAUUACGUAUGCUGUUUGUGAGUUCGUGUGUUUUACUGCGGGAAUUAUCCAGGGACACUAUUGGAAUUACAUUGGGAUUCGUCUACCAUAACUACCGAACGGAGGGCUAUAUUCACUAGGCUCUGGCGGUUCGGGAGGAAACUACCGAUUGAGGUUUAAAUGCACUUGGUUUCCUUACAACUGGUAGCAGCGGCGAGAUUCGAAUCCCGAACGGACGUUUUAAAGCAAGCAAAGGAAUCAAUGGCUCAGCAGUACCAACAGCUUAAGAGAACCACGCUAAAGGAUUUACUGGAAGCUCGAAGCGUAAUAGCAAGCAACAAAACAAAAGCCACGUUAAUUGCAGAGCUGUUACAAGGCUACAGAACCUGCACUACAGAAAUGGAGCGUGAGGAAGAAACUGAGAUGCAGAAAGACAUCAGGUGGAUGCUCAGUUUAUUGGGACCUAACCCAGCAACAGAGGCGGUUCUGCAGGUCAUGGCACAAGCCAGGCAAUUGCAGAAGGAGCGAGAUGACCGUGACAGACCGCUGCAGGGGGAUUUGCUGCACUCCACGGGAAGUACAAAUGACAUGCCAAAAAAGGUAAAUUAUGCUGCAUUUAAAAGCUUUAAUGACAAUGAGAUGGAGAUUGAUAGUUAUCUGCAGGACUUUGAAAGGCAAUGUGCACUGGAGGGAUUAGACUCCACCAAAUGGGCUGCAGUACUGAGCAGCAAGUUGUCAGGCAGAGCAUCAGAAGCGGCACGAGCAGUACCUGAUGAGGAUAUUCAUAAUUAUGGGAAAAUAAAAGACAUUUUGUUGGCUAGAUAUGCAGUUACCCCUGAGGCAUACAGGAAGAAAUUCAGGGACCUGAGGAAAACCAUACUGAAUUGGCAUUCCGGCUGCACAGGGCAGCCCGAAAUUGGAUGAAGGGCUGCCAAGCAACCACUCUGGAGGAUGCUUUACAACUCCUCCUAUUAGAACAAUUUUUUAACCAUACAGCAGAGGAUAUCAAGGACUGGGUUAAAGACAGGAAGCCUAAAACUGUGGAGGAGGCAGCAAGACUGGCAGAUGAAUAUCAAGAUAACCGGAGGCGAGAACAAGGGAUGAGCCGACCUGCCGUUAAACAGCUGUAUUCCGCCCCAACCACGGCUGCACCACCUAGAGCCCCCCCUGAGUAAUCUGCCACACAACCCAGCAGCAGCACCCCUGCAGUGUGUCACUACUGCAAACAGCCAGGACACUAUAAAAACCAGUGCCCACGUUUAAACCGGGGAAGCUGGGAAAGGCCGCCACCACAGUCACAACCCAGGGCCGCUGCUCAUUGUGUACAGCAGGAGAGUACAUCAUGGUUACCUACCCACGAGGAACAAUGGAGUGUGUUGCACGAAGUCAACCCUGUGCAAGCAGGAGGCGACACCCGGGACCACCAUCGUCAAUGGAUUACGGUAGAUGGGAUGGAGGCCUGCACCUUAAGAGACUCUGGGGCCACGUUAACUGUGGUUCAACCUCACACUGUCAAGGCCCAAACUCACACGGGCCGCACUGUGGCAGUAAGGGUAGCCGGGGGUGCCAUUCACAAACUACCUACGGCUAAAGUCCUUGUGGAUUGGGGCUCGGGAUCUAAACAACUGGAGGUUGGCAUUAUGCAGGAGCUACCAGCCGAAGUACUGUUGGGGAAUGAUGUGGGCUGUUUAACUUCCCAGCUAGCCCGAGACACCGCGUCCGAAGCCUACCCGGUUACCACCCGAGCUCAAGCCAGACUGGAAGCACCGCCGCACUCUGAGGAAACCCAGGUAGGAGUUGAAAUACCCCCUUUACCCGACCCCCCAUUCCCCGUUCUGGGAUACUCCCGAGGGGUUCGAGCAGGAACAAAGGACUGACCCCACUCUAGACGGGUAUAGAAAAGCGGUAGGGAAUAAUAGGGGCGACAACCCACACGAAAGGUUUGAGUGGCACAAGGGACUGUUGUAUAGGGUGACAGAUGGGGCGGGACACGGGACCGCCCAGGUUACUAAGAGGCAGCUAGUAGUACCCCGCAAGUUUCGGGCAGAGUUAUUAAGACUCAGCCAUGAUAUCCCCCUAGCCGGACAUUUAGGGGUUAAGAAAACUAGAGACCGGCUGACCCAAACCUUCUUCUGGCCCAGGGUCACUCAAGACCUCAAAUACUAUUGCAGGACCUGUGACGUUUGCCAGAAAAUAGGGAAACGGGGUGACCACCAAAAAGUGAAGCUUCACCCGUUACCCAUCAUAGAGGAGCCGUUCCACCGGGUAGCAGUGGAUUUAAUAGGACCCCUCAGUCGGCCCAGUCAGUCUGGUAAAAAGUUUAUACUCACCGUAGUGGACUAUGCCACUCGGUACCCCAAAGCCGUGGCCCUCCCCAAUAUAGAGGCCGAAACCGUAGCUGAGGCCCUGGUCAAAAUAUUCUCCCGGGUAGGUUUCCCACAAGAGAUCCUAUCCGACAGAGGGACUCAGUUCACGGCUCUCCUGACGCAAGAGCUGUGGAGUGAAAGCCCUCUUUAGCGCCCCAUAUCACCCUCAGACCAACGGUCUCUGUGAACGUUUUAAUGGCACGCUCAAGCAAAUGCUAAAAACGUUCGCAGAGUCCUGCAGGAACUGGGAGAGGUAUCUUCCCCAUCUUCUGUUUGCCUAUCGUGAGGUGCCCCAGGCAUCCACGGGGUUUUCCCCCUUCGAACUCCUGUUCGGGAGAAAAGUUCGGGGCCCCCUGGAUCUCGUACGGGAGCACUGGGAGGGCAACACGGAUGAUGGGGGGAUCCCUACAGUACAGUACGUACUGGAGUUCCGCGACCGGCUGCGGACUCUCACUGAAUCAGUUCGGGAGAACCUGCAGGCGGCUCAGGACUGCCAAAAGAAGUGCUACGACAGGGGUGCCCGAGACAGAGUCUUAGACUUGGGCCAAAAAGUGCUAGCUUUGAGACCCGCCAAGAAAGAUAAGUUCCAGACGGCUUGGCAGGGACCCUUUAAGGUGGUGGAGCGAAUAAGCGAUACCACCUACAUUGUAAGUAAAUGUUCAGAUGAAAGACUGACCAAAGUCUUCCAUGUAAAUAUGUUAAAGCCCUACUACGAACGAACGGAAGAUGUCGGCGCCAUAUGCGCCCCCUCUUCCGAAGAUAGCGAGGGACUCCCGCUCCCCGAUCUGUUAGACCCCUCACCCUGCAGUAUUGACCAGGUCAGCCUUGGUCAGAACCUACAACCUCUAGAGCGACAGGAAGCGUCCGGCCUGCUCUGGGAAUACCAGGUCAUAUUUUCUGCCAUCCCAGGCUAUACCUCCGCUGUGGUACACCGGGUAGAAACCCAGGGAGAGACGCCACUGCGGCAGCAACCAUACCGUAUUCCCGAGGCCGUGCGUGAGUGCAUGCUGGCAGAAAUUAGCGACAUGCUCAAGUUAGGGGUAAUAGAACCCUCUCAAAGCCCUUGGGCAUCUCCGGUAGUACUAGUACCGAAGCGUGACGGCACCACAUGCUUCUGUGUAGACUAUCGGAGGCUCAACAACCGCACCAUAACGGAUGCAUACCCCAUGCCCAGAAUAGAUGAGUUACUGGACCGUAUGGCUGGAGGUAAUUACUUGACCACUCUGGAUUUGUGCAAAGGAUACUGGCAGAUCCCCUUGGAGUCUACAGCCAUUCCCAAGUCGGCAUUCGUCACUCCCUUUGGGCUUUACCAAUUCAAGGUUAUGCCCUUUGGGAUGAAGAAUGCCCCGGCUACUUUUCAGCGGAUGGCUGACAGACUCCUGGAGGGACUCCAGGACUUCGCAUGUGCGUAUUUAGACAAUAUUGCUGUCUACAGCCACACAUUGGGAGACCACCUAGGCCACGUGUCCAGGGUGCUCGAGAGAAUUCACCACGCAGGGCUUACGUUAAAACCAGACAAAUGUCACGUCGGCAUGGCGGAGGUACAGUACCUCGGCCACAGGGUAGGGUCAGGUAAACAGCGGCCUGAGCCUGCCAAAAUGGAGGCCAUAGCUAAUUGGCCCCAACCUCGGACUAAGACCCAGGUAUUAGCCUUCUUAGGAACAGCCGGUCAUUACCGGAAAUUUGUCCCCGACUAUAGCGCCCUGGCCAAACCCCUCACUGACCUCACCAAAAAGGCCCUUUCCAAACAGGUUACCUGGACCCCAGAGUGCGUGGCAGACUUCCAGAAACUGAAAGCAGCAUUGAGUGAGGCUCCUGUGUUGGUAGCACCCGACUACUCUAAACAAGUUCUUGUCCACACAGAUGCCUCCAUGUUUGGGCUGGGAGCCGUGUUAAGCCAGGUGGGAGACGACGGCAUGGAACACCCGGUGGCCUAUCUCAGCCGUAAACGUUUGCCCCGGGAGGUCAGCUAUGCCACCGUGGAGGAGUGCCUAGGCCUGGUGUGGGCCCUUAAGAAACUCCAACCUUAUUUGUACGGCCGGCCAUUUACUCUGAUGACCGACCACAACCCGUUGGUAUGGUUAAACCGGGUGGCUGGUGACAACCCCAGACUCUUACGGUGGAGCCUAGCCCUUCAACCGUACAACUUCACCAUGCAGUACCGUCCGGGCAAACAAAAUGGUAAUGCAGAUGUUUUGUCCCGCCAAACGGAAUUGGAUGCUUAACCUGGACUGUUUCUUUUUUCCUCUCGGACAUCCCCAAGCCAACCCGUCAGGGUCUUGGCGGGCAUGCCGACCUAUGGACUUAUAGGGGAGCAGUGUGAAGAAAUGCCCCUCUUAUGCUGUAAAUUAACAAUUUGUAUUCUUUUAUUUGAUAGUAAUGUUCCCUAUGGCAUUCGGUAGGUAAAACUACCGAAUCAAGACCACCCUGUUGCCCAUUAUACAGACUUUACCUUCCCUGCUGGCUGGAUUACGUUCGACAGAAGUUCUGCACGAACGGCAUGUCGCGCCGCCAUUUCGGGACUUCCACGUGUUCGCGGCCAUUUUAGCUCCCGAACAGCGGUGUUUGCCGUCGAGUGUCUGGAACUGAAAACGGACACUCAAAUAGGCGAACACCGCUGAAUCCUCCAGACCUUCGGUAAACCCCCUUCCAAACUACCGGACGUUCGGUAGAAAGACAUACUAACAGAUGGGGAAUCAAGCGAACCAAGGAUGGUAGCUGGAUGGCCGGCCGUUCGGGAGGUUUUUCAUGCGACCUAAGACCGACUGCAGGGCCAGAAUUCAUGGAACUGUUUUCGGCUACUUUGACCGUGCAGUCGGUCAAAACUUCUAAGUCCCAUAUCUCCCGAACGGAUGAACCGAAUGGACUGAGUUUUUUUAUAUGUUGGUCCCCCAGAGAAGUCCUUCGGGUACAUCCAAACUUUGGGGAAAUUCUGUUACGUUUUAAUUGUGUUUAAUGGUUAUCUGAGGGGAGGAGAUGUACAGUAUGUAUAUUGUUAGUCUUGGAUGUACAGUUAUUUAUAUGGGAGGCUCCCUUGCAUGGGCAGAAUCCCAUAAAAAGAGCAUGCCUGUCAAUAAAUCCUUAGUUCAUCUUAGUACCCUUCUUCUGGCUACUUAUGCUGUUUGGGAGUUCGUGUGUUUUACUGCGGGAAUUAUCCAGGGACACUAUUGGAAUUACAUUGGGAUUCGUCUACCAUAACUAACGAACGGAGGGUUAUAUUCACUAGGCUCUGGCGGUUCGGGAGGAAACUAUCGAUUUGAGGUUUAAAUGCACUUGGUUUCCUUACAUGUUCAGUACUAUGUAUCUGAGACCCAAGACAGUCAUUCUGUGGCUAACUGAAAAGACAUGAAGUCCCACACUAAAGGCUGGGGCGGGGGCUCUGACUCUAAGUACUUUGAUUCUGUAAUGGUUGUUACUUUUAUUAACUGUCAGCUACUUCUUAGCUCUACAUUACUCCUACAGAUUAAUCAUAUUGUCAGUUGCAGAGGUAAUAAGGAGUCUAUCAAUAACCUCUCCUGUGUACAUUGUGUGCUGAGAGCUAAUAAGUGAAUCGGGAGAAGGUGUCAUGUUGCUACUGCUGCUAUGAAACACUAUUACAGUAGAUGGCUAAAGUUUUCAUAGCAGGAACAAUACUGAAGAUGAGAUCAGAAAAUGGAAAGAUAGACUCACAGAGGGCUAGAGAGUUAGAGCUGGAACAUUAUACAGAGACAUUGUGCUGAGUGGAUCUUAAUAUACAGUAGCUCUGUGUCAUAUAGACUAGUUCCCAUGGUUGUGUAGGAUAGUUCUUGGCAUCUCCUUUUUGUGCCCAGCUCUGUAUUUUUGUUUCUCUGCAUUUUAUUCAGCUGUGUCUGUUGUAUGGUUCUCUGUAGUCUACUCAGCUCCAUGUAUUUCAUGGGUAUCCUUGUGUUGUGCCCAGUUCUUUGUAUUAUAUGGGUAUCUCAGAUCGUGUUCUCUGAGACGUUGAAACUGGUUCUUUAAACUGUAAUUCUGGUCCCGAACUGGCCUGAAUUUGGUCCAGGUUUAAACACCACUAAGUGACUGAAAGCUGGACUAAAUGCUUAAAAUCUGGGCCUAGAUUAAUAAUUUUUUUUUUUAAAUUAAAGGAGAGCUAUAUUGUGCAAAUCGUUAGAUAACCCUUGGUGGGUCAAGGGUUUAUUAUGUGACUGCUCACCAGCACUUGCUAGCUACAUUAAAGGGGGAAAAAAAUAAUAAUAAUAAAAAUAUAUAUAUAUAUUUUUUUAAAUCUAUGCGGGGCCAAAUAAGACAUACUACUGUAAAGGAGAUGUAAAAUCUUCCAUCUCCCUAUGCCAUGUAGGCAUUUCUACUCUUAAUGGCACCAAUAGGCAUUUAAUUUGUUUAUUUUUUUAAACUUGCCAACUGCCAAUUAACCGUUUGGGUUCCCAGGCGGCAAAUAGUACUUAAAAAUCGUUUGCCUGCAUUAAAACUGGUGAACAAUAACUUACAUUGUGCAUGUGCAUGCAGCCAGAUACAUUCAAUUCCUAUUUGGUAAAAAUCUGUGCUUUGUGAAACGUAAGAAUCCUACACUUUGUGAUGCACUGAUUUUAAUCCGUACACAGAAUGUAUCCUGCCAACCGAAUUCUGAGCUGAUUUGGCUACAGUAAAUAUGAGAAUUACCAUUGUGGUCUAAACUCUGUCAUUUUCACUGAAUUUUGUCUGGGUGAUGGUCUUUAGUGAAUAUCCUUACAAAUUUUCUGAGUUUUUAUAUUUUCUUUCAUAAUUUACAAUUACAUCAAAUUUUACUAUUACUGCAUAGCCUCUUCAAUUGAACGCUACAACUUUAAGGCCCAUUUCCCAAACCAUCUCUGCAACAAUAGAGAAAACAAAAAAAAUCAGCGCUAAAUGGCCACAAUACGUGAAGGCUGCACUCCUCAAAAGGGAAUCCCCUAUAAUUCCCUAAUGAUUGGAAGAAUACAAAACAAACAGGACAAUAAGGAUGCGACUAAAAUGUAUAAAAUACAGUAAAUAACAAAACAGUGUAUAAAAUAUGAUAUAAAAAAUAAAUGACGAUCGUCCAAAACUUAUCAAAGUUCGUAAUGAGGACUCCCACGUAAAAUAAGGAAACAUUCUUUAAGGUGUGGAGUAAGGUCAAAUCUUCUUAGUUGUAUGCUUAGGGUUCAAUAGAGCACAUGUGGAGAGAAGAAGAGACAGGACUCCAAUGGUACAGUAUAUAGAUACGUUAAAAAUGAAAAAAUAAAAAUAAAAUAGGUCUUACUCACAAUUUUCAGAGCUGAGGAUCUUACUGUGAAAAUAGGCGAUAUAGGUAGUCAGGUGAAAGAAAAGAAAAGAAACGCGUUUCGCCUCAAGGGCUUCUUCAAGUAGAUAAAAGUAAUUUUAUUACUUUUAUCUACUUGAAGAAGCCCUUGAGGCGAAACGCGUCUAGAUAUUAUUUUAUUACGUUACAAUAAAGAAUUUUUGGCAUAAAACACUUUGCCAUUUUUCUUUUCUUUUCUUUCACCUGACUACCUAUAUCGCCUAUUUUCAGAAGAGGUUUAAAGAAUCCAUAGGUGGGGAUCAUACCACCUAAGCGCUUAUAUUGAGCAGUAUAUACCUGCUCAAAAGAAUGUGAGUAAUAUACAUUUUAUACUUUCUAACCUUUUAUCAAAAUACAGAGAGCACUAUAUAUUUUAUCCUUUUUUUUUCCUGGGUCUGUAAUUUGGACGUCGAACGUGCACUAGAGAAUCGUCAUCUGAAAUCUACUCCAUAUAUCCUUGAGUGGGGAUUAUUCCAUUUCACGCGCUAAAUAUCAGAGCUGGAUCCUCAGCUCUGAAAAUUGUGAGUAAGACCUAUUUUAUUUUUAUUUUUUCAUUUUUAACGUAUCUAUAUACUGUACCAUUGGAGUCCUGUCUCUUCUUCUCUCCACAUGUGCUCUAUUGAACCCUAAGCAUACAACUAAGAAGAUUUGACCUUACUCCACACCUUAAAGAAUUUUUCCUUAUUUUACGUGGGAGUCCUCAUUACGAACUUUGAUAAGUUUUGGACGAUCGUCAUUUAUUUUUUAUAUCAUAUUUUAUACACUGUUUUGUUAUUUACUGUAUUUUAUACAUUUUAGUAUACAUUUUAGGCGCAUCCUUAUUGUCCUGUUUGUUUUGUAUUCUUCCAUCUCUGCAACAAGCCUCUUUAAUUCUACUCUGCUCAGCCCACCAACCCUGGUUCCUGCUAACUAUAUAGCAUGCUCUUCUGUUUGGAAUCACCUUCCCAUCACAUGUUAUCAAUUACUGCAAUGAUAUGUUUAAAGGACCACUAUAGUGCCAGGAAAACAAACUCGUUUUCAUGGCACUAUGUAGUCCUUAGGUCUCCCCCUUCUGCUGGGCUGAAAGGGGUUAAAACCCCUUCAUCCACUUACCUUUCUUACUUACUUACUCUCCUGCCGACAACAGCGCCGAAUGCGCAUGCAUGGCAAGAGCCGCAUGCGCAUUCAAACCGCCCAUAGGGAAACAUUACUCAAUGCUUUCCCAUUGACGUCAGCGUCUUCUCACUGUGAUUUUUCACAGUGAGAAUCGCAGAAAGCAGCCUCUAGAGGCUGGAUUAAUCCUCAGUGUAAACAUAGCAGUUUCUCUGAAACUGCUAUGUUUUCAGCUGCAGGGUUAAAACUAGAGGGACCUGGCACCCAGACCACUUCAUUGAGCUGAAGUUGUCUGGGUGCCUAUAGUGGUACUUUAAUUCUCUCUGCCAUCACCUUCAUUCCUCUGCUACCUCUUGUCUCAUCUCCUAAUUUUAACCUUUAAAUUGUAAGCUCGUGGGCAGGGUCCUCUACCUUUUUGUAUUGGUCUAUUUACACUGUUUCCCAUUUUCCCAAUUGUACAGCGAUACAUAAUAUGUUGGUGCUUUAUAAAUACCAGUCAUAAAGAAAAAUAGUUAAUUUUGUUGACCUUAUAUUUAUUUUUCUUCCAGGACCCAAAACAGUAUUUUUCUGGGCACCUAUAAUGAAAUGGGUAAGCUGAGUGUUUUUGAUAUGUUGUAUUGUUUUUCAUCAUUUGUAUAUUUUCAAAUGUGUACAUCUCACUGCUUUUGAAUUUCACAGGGCACACCAUACUUGGCAGGUAGUAAACAACAAAUGGUAAAAAUAUAUUUAUGCCAAUGUCCAGUGUAACGUAGCUUCCUGUACCCCGGUUGGGUACCUCCGCCGACAGAUGCUCCUAGUGCUCACAGAGGACUCCACCAGACACCAUCAGCACAGCAGUCCCCACAUCCAGCGUUACAGCUUGUCUGGGCCGUCCUCUACCCACCUUGGACCUACGACAAGGCUCCAGGUUCCAGUGGGUGAACCUCUCCUCCAAGAGAAAGUAGCAGUAAUAAGCUCUUAAAAGAGCUUAGUGAUUAUAAUCCCUUGGGAGUAUAGUGAUAUAGCAAUCCCCAGGGUAGAUGCAGCCUUUCCCCCACACAUGAGACGAGACUCUAUGUUGAGGUUAAAACAGGAACACGGCUUUAAUGGGGCGCAUUGGCCUUUUAUAUAGGUUUCCUAACAAGGUUGAUGCCCAGGUGGACCUUGUUGGGCACAGGACAAAGGACACAAAGUAUACAAGCCAAUCAAAACAAUGUAACAAUGAACGACACUCCCACAUACAGUAAACAAUCCCUCCCCUCUGCCUGUGAUAUAAUUAAGGCAGAUAAUGCAUUAACUUAAUUAUCCACAGGAAGAAAAAAAACACACAUUUUACAAAGUCCAAUAAGUACCCCACAACACAACUUCUGAUAGCCCCAGUCUGGGUGAACAACAUAUCCAGAAAUUACCCAGAUUGAUUAAGGGGUUCAGGAAUUUCCUGGAAGUCUUAUUUUUGCCCCACCGUGCACAUGGUCCCAUGCCCAAAACAGUUCCAUACACUCAAUGACAAAACACUGCUGGACAAUUUAAGAUGGCCGCCGCCACAUGUUUGAAUCUGUUGCAGUUAAAAGUCCAAGGGGCAGAAACAGUACUUUUGAACAUGGGUUAUCACAGGGCCUAUAAUCCCAGGGUAGGAGGCCUCUCCAAAAACCAGUGACGAAGUUGCUUUUGCCAUAUCCAGUAUGAGCAGAUUCAAAACAAUGGGGGGUUAAGGAGCGCGCUUGUAGGUUCGCCUGGCGCUGGAUAUCAGGUAAGUUUUUAAAACCUUCAUUUUUUUUUUUUUUUUUAAACCUUUUAACUUUGUUUUCUAAUAACAUAAUUAAUUGGUCAUUUCAGGGGUUGGUGAUUGCAGGGUUAGCUGACAUGACAAGACCAGCAGAAAAACUGAGUACAGCUCAGUCUGCAGUACUAAUGGCCACUGGUAAGUUCUGUGUUUUGCAUUUUGAAAUAACAGUCCAUGUACAGUUAGAAAAAUAAAUGCAAUAAUAUAAUCCUUCAUAAUAAUGUACAAUAUAGUAGUGUUCCAUACAUGCAAAAGCCUAUAUUGUAAAUACUGAUUAUUGUUGUUAUGAUUUGUGAUUUUAAAAAAAUGUAUAUACCCUGAUCAUCCACAACAUUAAAACCACUUGCAUAAUAUCAUCUAGGCCUCCAUUGUGCCGCCAAAACCUUUCUGAUGUGUCAAGGCCUAUGAACGUGUCUUGUGGUAUCUGGCAGCAAGACAUUUAAUUUGAUAUUUAUUAUCUCCUGCUAUGUCAAUAGCCUUUUAAACCCUACAUGAGCCUCCUGUGUGUCAUAACCGUUUAAUUUACAGAGCAGGAGAAAAAAAAACUUAAGUUAAAGGUACACUAUAGUCGCCUGAACAACAGCUUAAUCUACUUGUUUUGGUGUGUAUAGUAUAUCCCUGCCAGCCUUUUAAUGUAAACAUUGCCAUUUCAGAGAAAAGCUGUAAUUCUCAAUGUCUGCUGCCAAAAUCCUGAAACCACUUUACAUCAAUCUUACCUGAAUAACAGCUUGUUGUGUUAAGUUUCCCCUGCUGAAGAUGUUAUUUACAUGGAAAAGUUGGUCUUACGGCAUAAUUUAUGAAUAAAUCACACCAUCUAACCUUGUGAAUCUUUAUUUUAACCCUGUCUUCAGUCAGCAUGGGUUAUAAUUGGAUUAGCCAACUCAAUAUGUUCUGAGUACAUUUCCAUUCAUGGUCCAUUAUAUGCAAUUGGAUACAUUUCUUAAGUAACAUUUGUCAUGUAUACACUUCUUAGUAACUCAACAUAACUUCUUCCCCCUUUUGACUCUAUUUUACUUAUUGCAGGGCUUAUAUGGUCACGUUACUCACUUGUGAUCAUCCCUAAAAACUGGUCUCUAUUCGCAGUGAACUUUUUUGUUGGUUGUGCAGGGGGCUCACAGCUACUUAGAAUAUGGAGGUAUGUAUGACUAAUAGUGUGUGUAUAUGUGUGUAACACGUGUAUGUAUAUAAAUAAAGCAUACCCUCUUUAAAUUGUGUGUUUUUACAUAUCAGGGCAUAAUAUCAAUCAUCUGUUCCUCAGCAGGUCUUAAAAUUAGAUGAGCAACAACACAUGAAAUAUUAUACCAUGGCAUAAUUUAUUUAACAGAAAUAAAGCCAAAAUGGAGAAGCCAUAUAGGAAAAAUAGUACUAAAAUAACCACCUUUAGCGGCAAUAACUUGAAGUAAUCGUUUUCUUUACGAUUUUAUUAGUCUCUCACAUCUUUGCGGAUGAAUUUUGACCCACCCUUAUUUACAAAGUUGCUUUAGUUCAUUAACUCCUUAAGGACCGAACUUCUAGAAUAAAAGGGAAUCAUGGCAUGUCCGACAUGUCAUGUGUCCUUAAUGGCUUAAGGUUUGUCGGCAUUUGUUAAUGCAUAGCUCUCUUAAGGUCCCGCCACAGCAUUUCAGUCAGGCUGAGGUCUGGACUUUGGGCCAUUGAAAUAACUUGAUUAUUUUAUUUCUCCGUCAUUCUGUUGUAGAUUUGUUGUUGUGCUUUGGGAUCAUUGUCCCGUUGCAUGACCAAAUUUCACUUUUUUUGAAAAUGACAACCCCUUGUUCCCUCACCCAAGUAAAUGCUGUUGAGGUAACAAAACAAAACAAAAAAACAUAACUUACCUCUUCGGCACUAUUAUUUCAGCAUGCCAUUAUUCCACAUGGUGCUUUGUGUGUGUUUUGCAUGCUUCUAUAGUAAAGAAAAGAUACACAAACAUGGUCUUGGACAUUCCUUAGUGCUGUGCGAAUUUGUGGCACUGUAGAACUCACUUUAAUUAAUAUUACAUGCUAGACAUGCCAUAUUAAUAGAAAAAAUACAAAAAAAGUUAUCUUACCCCAACUAAUAAACUCGGUAAGGCAUACUUAUCUUGCAUCUUCACAUAAGGAAACACUCCAACAAUAUAAACAAAUAUUUGGUAUUAACAUUGGGGAGUGCCCUCCAAAAUAAAAAAAUUAUUACUUUUUAUCUUUUUUUUCUCUAGCCGUGAAUCCGCUGAGAGACUAUCACUGACAACAAUUUAUACUCCUCUUCGCCUGAAAAUGGCACAUGCACAGCAGUUGGUGCAAAUUGUGCCAUUAAAAUGCAGCAAUCGCUAAAUUGAAUGUGUACCUAAGGGAAGCAUUAGACUUCUGUAUCACUGUGAAAACUUUCACUUGCACUUGAACAAUCAUUUAGGAGAAGUGAGGCCAGAAGCCCUCCUGCCUGUCCGCUUGACGGCUAGGUGGCUGUUCUUGCAUCAAUUCAUAAAAGUGCAGUUUUGUCUUGAAAUAGGCACUUUUAGGACUAUGUACAAAGGGGCAUCAUAAUCACUCCUAAAGCACUUUAGCAAAACUGGAGUGCUUCAGGAUUGUGGAGCGUCUCUAUUAUUUAGCUAUUGUAAAAUCUCCAGUUCCUAAUGUUGCAGAGAAGAAGUUGAUUUGUCUGCUAAACUAUAACAAUAAUAAACAUUUAAAAAAAAAAAAAAAAAUUGCCACUUUUUAAUUUUAAUGAAUACUUAAGAGACGCAUAUACAGAAUACAUGACCAAUUACACUAGCAGAACAAAUCAAGGCAAGGGAAAUAUAAGUUUAAAAUGUAUUACCCUUUUGUAACUUUUAAAUUAUGUCUAAACUUUCUUUUUUUUUUUUUUUUCUCCUCCCAGGUACAAUCAAGAGCUAAAGGCAAAUGGAAUUGUGCAACAGACCUCUGAACCUUAGCCAAUUUUAUUUAUUAAUAUUUAACCCUUACUGACCAGUAGUCUUUCAUUCUUCAAUGUCCAAAUGUGACAUGGUACGCUAAAUGAGGAGGAAUAGGUCCUUUUUAAGGUCCGAAUAAACAGCAUGACAUGUAAAUGGUUUUUAAGGUGUUAAAGUAUUAUAUAAGAAGUCGUAGCUAGAUCAUUUUACUUUUUAUCAAUGUAUAAUGCAAUAGUUUGCUUCCUACACUAAUAAAAUUAUAUAAAUAUUUCUAUGCUUAAGAUGGUCAAAUAAUUUCUACAAUUAUUUUAUUGAAACAUUUGUAAUUAAAUCAAUAAAUGUUAACCAGCAACUUGUACAAUUAUUUUGUGUUUUGCACCUUCCCAUGAGUAAUUAUAUAGGCAAACAUGUCUUCUUUGAAAUACCAGAAAUCUCACUGUACAUUUUCCCUGCAAUAAUAUUUUUUGGUCUUUUAAUUAAAAAUGUAUACUUUUGUUUAAAA